AUGUCAGUCUGUUUGACGAAGCUGUUCCUCUAUGUAGUGGAUGUGACCGGUGUUGAGAGAGAUAAUCACUCUAACCCAUGUUGUUUCUCUUCUCUCUUCCAGGAAACUCCCAACUCUGUGUUCCUGGUCAUGGAGGUAUGUGGAGUGUCACACUCUCAGAAUGGAACCUCUUCGACCUGUAGGCUGCCAGGAUCUCUAUCUUUGUGUUGAUACCUCUCCCCUCUUUCUAUCUGCUUACUUACCCCCCCCACCAACCCCCCCACGCUCACUCUCUCUCCACGUGCCCAUGGUAAUUUCCUCAGUCCUAUGAGAGGCUGCAAACCCAGCGUCUCCUGUCCUCACUCAGCCUCGCCUCUCUCCUUCCCUCUUCUACUUAUUCUCUCUCUCCCCUCCCUCUCAUUGCUCAAGACCACAAAAUUCCACAAACCGCCUGAAGGAAGAAAAAAAAAACUGUGCGCCACCUUAAGUAGCCCUCUAAAAAUAUACCUGUACACCCAAACCCCGAUUUGAAAAGAAUCCUGUUAUUCAAGAGCAAAACUUAUUCUGCCAUUCUUAUAUUCUAGCUGUUGUUAAAGUAACUGGCUGAGCAAGGUGUCAUGGGACCCUGGUACAUGUUACCUUGGCCUGCCUGGGGGGUGUUCUAGCUUGUUGUUGUAGACAGAGCUGUUGUUCUUAGAGCCACACUGACACUAAGGAGGCAGGGUCUCCUGGCACAGGAGACCAAACAGACUUAAGCCUCUGAGAAAAACAGUUCCAAGCCUCUGAGCACUGUUCAACCUUGGUCUGAUAGCUAGCAGGCUGCUUAAUCAAUGAUAUACCACUACCAGAGAGAUGGGCAUAGAUAGCAUUGACACUAGGCUAGCAUGGAUGCUAAUCCAGUUGGUGUUUGCCAGACUGCUUGUUUUGCUUAUUAAGAAAGGCUUGUCUUACGCAAAGGUUAGAGGAGGGAUCAGAUGAAUUAUUACUUAUUAAGCAGUCACUUAUUAAGCGGUCAGCGCUCAAGGCUCACGCUCCAGCAUUUUGGCACCGGUUGGAACACAUUAAAAAGGAUACUGUUUUAGGGGAAACACUGCCCUUUCAGCUGCAACAUUGACUCUCCGUAUGAAGCAAAGCAGUCUUUUUAUUGGACCGAAUAUUAUUCAUGUGCAGUGUACAUCAUAAAUUAUUGUCCUCGCACAAAAAUUAGUAGGAUAGAUUCACUAGAAUAGAAUGAUGGCCCUUUAACCAAUCAUGGCAUCCCAAACUUUACAGCAAUCAAUGUGGGCACCCCCAUAAUAGUGAAAUAUAUGAAUGUUACCCUAGCACUGUGUGGGUAUGGCAGACCCCUAACAAUGUGUUAUUGAAACCCUGCUCAAUGCCUCUGCUGCUCGCAGUAAAAGGGUUGACAUACACACAGAGCAUCCAUCUUCCCGUGUCUCAUGUCAAUAUAAGGAUCUGAGCUGUAAUUGAUUUUCCUGCACAAAGGGUAAACAACAUGGUGUGGUAAUGAACUGAACUGGAGUCAGAUCCUACCGGUCACUGUGAUGAGGCUCUUUUAAGGCCAGAUCAAACAAAUGCUUUGGUCAGAGGAAGCUCUGGUAACCAACAGGAUGUAAUUGGUGGUUCAACUGACGGAACUGGAAAAUGGUGGACAGACAGCGGGUAGAUGCUAGCAUAAAUUAGCCUACCACUUAGCUCCCCUCUGUUUCUCCUCCACUUUCUCUCCCCUGCUCCGUCACACCUUUUCUCUAACUCUCUCCCUAACUCUCUCUCUCUUUCUUGUAGUACUCUCCCUCUCUCCUUCCUACUCUCUGUGUUGACUAAGCCAGGAUUAACAGAGACUGUCAGUACUGAUACCAGCAUAGCCAUUCAUCAGAUUUUAAUUCAUGAGACCCAUCGUUAUCUGGGCUUUGUGGUUGCACGUACACACACACACACAGAUUGAUACUGUUAAUCCGUGUUGUUCUUACACAGCCUGCUAAUAUAAUGUUUUUUUUUUUGUCUUGUUCCUCCCCACAGUACUGCAACGGUGGCGAUCUGGCUGACUAUCUGCAAGGUAAGCAUCACACUAAUCUCAACACACACACUGGGUAUUAUUCAUCAAAACAAAGUAACUAGCAGUGGAGAGGAGUGUGGGUACUUUUGUGUGCGUCUCUGUCUGCCGCCUUCUGUCUGUGUGUGUGGUGUAUGUUCCCAGUGGAAGGGAAUGCUGUGUGUAGGAGCCAACACAGUGAUAUGACACAAUGGGUUCCUUCUUUAGCACCAAGGUCAGCAUAGCUCUGACGCCAGUCUCAAAGGUCACUCGUCUCUCAUAAUGCUUCCCAAGAAAGCACCAAGCACUGAAUGUCUUAAUAGGAUGCUGCUUGUGGAGGUCAACAUGGUAUAUCGUUAACUUGAUUGGUAUAGCAGUUUAUAGCAGUGAAUUGCAUAACACACACACCUAUAUCCCUGUUGAUAUGGAUCAUAUUUGCAUAUGUAUGACAAUGUCAACAGCAGGUAGUUACAGUGAGGGAAAAAAGUAUUUGAUCCCCUGCUGAUUUUGUACGUUUGCCCACUGACAAAGACAUGAUCAGUCUAUAAUUUUAAUGGUAGGUUUAUUUGAACAGUGAGAGACAGAAUAACAACAAAAAAAUCCAGAAAAACGCAUGUCAAAAAUGUUAUAAAUUGAUUUGCAUUUUAAUGAGGGAAAUAAGUAUUUGACCCCUCUGCAAAACAUGACUUAGUACUUGGUGGUAAAACCCUUGUUGGCAAUCACAGAGGUCAGACGUUUCUUGUAGUUGGCCACCAGGUUUGCACACAUCUCAGGAGGGAUUUUGUUCCACUCCUCUUUGCAGAUCUUCUCCAAGUCAUUAAGGUUUCGAGGCUGACGUUUGGCAACUCGAACCUUCAGCUCCCAGAUUUUCUAUGGGAGCAAGGUCUGGAGACUGGCUAGGCCACUCCAGGACCUUAAUGUGCUUCUUCUUGAGCCACUCCUUUGUUGCCUUGGCCGUGUAUUUUGGGUCAUUGUCAUGCUGGAAUAACAAUCCACGACCCAUUUUCAAUGUCCUGGCUGAGGGAAGGAGGUUCUCACCCAAGAUUUGACGGUACAUGGCCCCGUCCAUCGUCCCUUUGAUGCGGUGAAGUUGUCCUCUCCCCUUAGCAGAAAAACAUCCCCAAAGCAUAAUGUUUCCACCUCCAUGUUUGACGGUGGGGAUGGUGUUCUUCGGGUCAUAGGCAGCAUUCCUCCUCCUCCAAACACGGCGAGUUGAGUUGAUUCCAAAGAGCUCGAUUUCGGUCUCAUCUGACCACAACACUUUCACCCAGUUCUCCUCUGAAUCAUUCAGAUGUUCAUUGGCAAACUACAGACGGCCCUGUAUAUGUGCUUUCUUGAGCAGGGGGACCUUGCGGGCGCUGCAGGAUUUCAGUCCUUCACGGCGUAGUGUGUUACCAAUGUUUUUCUUGGUGACUAUGGUCCCAGCUGCCUUGAGAUCAUUGACAAGAUCCUCCCGUGUAGUUCUGGGCUGAUUCCUUACCAUUCUCAUGAUCAUUGCAACUCCACGAGGUGAGAUCUUGCAUGGAGCCCCAUGCCGAGGAAGAUUGACAGUUAUUUUGUGUUUCUUUCAUUUGCGAAUAAUCGCACCAACUGUUGUCACCUUCUCACCAAGCUGCUUGGCGAUGGUCUUGUAGCCCAUUCCAGCCUUCUGUAGGUCUACAAUCUUGUCCCUGACAUCCUUGGAGAGCUCUUUGGUCUUGGCCAUGGUGGAGAGUUUGGAAUCUGAUUGAUUGAUUGCUUCUGUGGACAGGUGUCUUUUAUACAGGUAACAAGCUGAGAUUAGGAGCACUCCCUUUAAGAGUGUGCUCCUAAUCUCAGCUCGUUACCUGUAUAAAAUACACCUGGGAGCCAGAAAUCUUUCUGAUUGAGAUGGGGUCAAAUACUUAUUUCCCGCAUUAAAAUGCAAAUCAAUUUAUAACAUUUUUGACAUGCAUUUUUCUGGAUUUCUUUGUUGUUAUUCUGUCUCUCACUGUUCAAAUAAACCUACCAUUAAAAUUAUAGACUGAUCAUUUCUUUGUCAGUGGGCAAACGUACAAAAUCAGCAGGGGAUCAAAUACUUUUUUCCCUCACUGUAUGCGUUAAUCCCAGCAGAGCUACAGUUGAGUAACAGAGAAAGAAAGAGAGGUCAUCAUGAAAUGGACACCAUAACAAGAGGUCAAUGCGGAGUCUAAAAAGGCACUGAGGAACAGAAUGUCCCAGGGCACCAGGUUUAGUGUAGAUACUGGUGUACAGAGGAAAGCAGUGUUGUGGACUCUGGUCCUCAUGUUGUGUUCUGAUUCACUUGUUAUCAGGGGAACUGUUUUUUUUAUGUUGUACAGGUGCACGCUCUCACGUCACCUCAGGGCACGGUACAGUGUCUGUACCUCUCUCUUCUAGCGUGCAAGCACAGUCGCACUCUCCCCCUUUCUGUCGCACUCUCCCUCUUUGUUGCACUCUCUAUUUCUGUCUCUCUCUCUCUCUCCCUUAUAAACCCUAAUUGUAUAAUAGCACCACACAACCAUGUUAUGUUAUUUCACUAAUUACACAACUUUGCUGCGUUUAGAAGAAGUUGCCACUGUUGUACUUUAGAGAGAGUGUUACUCUGUUGUACUUUAAAUCCCUGAUAAAUGUGUGUAAGCACGGUUAGGUUGACACAAGAUCCAUUGUGACCAUAAUGGGUUGGUUUACCCUUUAGAGACCCAGGAAUCCUCUUAGCUAGCAGCUCACUGGAUUAGCUAAUGUUGUUGUUUCACUACAAUCAGGACAUGCAGGGACCAGGCACACUCCACUGGCCGACCUCUUAUCCUAGCUACAGUAACCUUCACUGUUAAUACUUUUAUUACGUAGGCUGCUAAUGUUCAAACAAUUACUAGCCUAAUCGGUUGUGCUUGCAUAAAAUAUAUAGACUACUUGCAGAAUAAGCAUUUUGUGCGGGUUGCUUUCCCUUGGAUUCAGUGUGCAGUUGUGGUGACAGAGCUCUCCCAAUGCAUCCUGAUGUAGAAGUUUUAAUGCAUUUCUCUCAUUGAUAUCAGUGCAUCUCAAUCAUUUAAAUGUAAGCUGAGGCAAUCAGUAAUUAUUGCAAAGCAUCAGGGAUAUAGAGGUAUUGAGUGUGUAUAACUGCUGGCAAAUGUUUUGUAUGGAUCCCAUGUGGCUCAGUUGGUUGAGCAUGGCGCUUGCAAUGCCAGAGUUGUGGGUUUCGUUUCCCACGGGGGGAAAAGUAUGAAAAUGGAUGCACUCACUAUUGUAAGUCACUCUGGAUAAGAGUGUCUGCUAAAUGACUAAAAUCUAAAUCUAAAACUGUAAAUACAUGUUAAUGAUCAGUGUGGGUGAAACGUUAGUGUGUAAAAUGGUUGUAAAGAAUUGUCUAUGUGGCCUCUAGACUAGUGCAUAGUGGGUGGGUAAUGUCUUUUAUAGAGAUUUCAGUGCAUUAUGGGUAAUGUAGUUUUGUAUGGAUAAAAUAUGCUAAUCGCCAGUGUGGGUGUAGUAGUCUUUUACCACUAAAUCCCUGGUCAUCAUACAUUAUGUGCCAAUACAUUUAUACUGUAUAAUGAAGGAUUGUGGGUAAGUUGUUUUUCUCUGCUCUCCCUAGCCAAGGGGACACUGAGAGAAGAUACUCUGAGGGUGUUCCUCCAGCAGAUAGCAGCAGCCAUGAGGAUCCUCAACAGUAAAGGCAUCAUCCACCGAGACCUGAAACCACAGAACAUCCUACUGUCAUACACGAGCCGCAAGAGAUCCAGCAUCAACGGCAUCCGCAUCAAAAUAGGUGACUGACCAACCCAGCCCCCAGCCCCUCAAACACAACACACACUCAGUUAAAACUAAGCUAAAACUUAAAAGAGAACUAUCCCUUUAAUUCUUCACACCUUCAGAAUGUUUCUAUGACAUAAAUACUGUUUAUACUGUGUACAGUCGUGGUCAAAAGUUUUGAGAAUGACACAAGUAUUGGUCUUCACAAAGUUCGCUGCUUCAGUGUUAUGAGAUAUCUUUGUCAGAUGUUACUAUGGUAUACUGAAGUAUAAUUACAAUCAUUCCAUAAGUAUCAAAGGCUUUUAUUGACAAUUACAUUAAGUUUAUGCAAAGAGUCAAUAUUUGCAGUGUUGACCCUUCUUUUUCAAGACCUCUGCAAUCCGCCCUGGCAUGCUGUCAAUUAACUUCUGGGCCACAUCCUGACUGAUGGCAGCCCAUUCUUGCAUAAUCAAUGCUUGGAGUUUGUCAGAAUUUGUGGGUUUUUGUUUGUCCACCUGCCUCUUGAGGAUCGACCACAAGUUCUCAAUGGGAUUAAGGUCUGGGGAGUUUCCUGGCCAUGGACCCAAAAUGUCGAUGUUUUGUUCCCCGAGCCACUUAGUUAUAAUUUUUUCCUUAUGGCAAGGUGCUCCAUCAUGCUGGAAAAGGCAUUGGUCGUCACCAAACUGUUCUUGGAUGGUUGGGAGAAGUUGCUCUCGGAGGAUGUGUUGGUACCAUUCUUUAUUCAUGGCUGUGUUCUUAGGCAAAAUUGUGAGUGAGCCCACUCCCUUGGCUGAGAAGCAACCCCACACAUGAAUGGUCUCAGGAUGCUUUACUGUUGGCAUGACACAGGACUGAUGGUAGCGCUCACCUUGUCUUCUCCGGACAAGGUGUUUUCCGGAUGCCCAAAACAAUCGGAAAGGAGAUUCAUCAGAGAAAAUGACUUUACCCCAGUCCUCAGCAGUCCAAUCCCUGUACCUUUUGCAGAAUAUCAGUCUGUCCCUGAUGUUUUUCCUGGAGAGAAGUGGAUUCUUUGCUGCCCUUCUUGACACCAGGCCAUCCUCCAAAAGUCUUCGCCUCACUGUGCGUGCAGAUGCACUCACACCUGCCUGCUGCCAUUCCUGAGCAAGCACUGCACUGGUGGUGCCCCGAUCCCGCAGCUGAAUCAACUUUAGGAGACUUGCUGGACUUUCUUGGGUGCCCUGACGCCUUCUUCACAACAAUUGAACCUCUCUCCUUGAAGUUCUUGAUGAUCCGAUAAAUGGUUGAUUUAGGUGCAAUCUUACUAGCAGCAAUGUCCUUGCCUGUGAAGCCCUUUUUGUGCAAAGCAAUGAAGACGGCACGUGUUUCCAUGCAGGUAACCAUGGUUAACAGAGGAAGAACAAUGAUUUCAAGCACCACCCUCCUUUUUAAAGCUUCCAGUCUGUUAUACUAACUCAAUCAGCAUGACAGAGUGAUCUCCAGCCUUGUCUUCGUCAACACUCUCACCUGUGUUAACGAGAGAAUCACUGACAUGAUGGCAGCUGGUCCUUUUGUGGCAGGGCUGAAAUGCAAUGGAAAUGUUUUUUGGGGAUUAAGUUCAUUUUCAUGGCAAAGAGGGACUUUGCAAUUAAUUGCAAUUCAUCUGAUCACUCUUCAUGACAUUCUGGAGUACAGUGGGGGGAAAAAAGUAUUUAGUCAGCCACCAAUUGUGCAAGUUCUCCCACUUAAAAAGAUGAGAGAGGCCUGUAAUUUUCAUCAUAGGUACACGUCAACUAUGACAGACAAAUUGAGAAGAAAAAAUCCAGAAAAUCACAUUGUAGGAUUUUUUAUGAAUUUAUUUGCAAAUGAUGGUGUAAAAUAAGUAUUUGGUCACCUACAAACAAGCAAGAUUUCUGGCUCUCACAGACCUGUAACUUCUUCUUUAAGAGGCUCCUCUGUCCUCCACUCGUUACCUGUAUUAAUGGCACCUGUUUGAACUUGUUAUCAGUAUAAAAGACACCUGUCCACAACCACAAACAGUCACACUCCAAACUCCACUAUGGCCAAGACCAAAGAGCUGUCAAAGGACACCAAAAACAAAAUUGUAGACCUGCACCAGGCUGGGAAGACUGAAUCUGCAAUAGGUAAGCAGCUUGGUUUGAAGAAAUCAACUGUGGGAGCAAUUAUUAGGAAAUGGAAGACAUACAAGACCACUGAUAAUCUCCCUCAAUCUGGGGCUCCACGCAAGAUCUCACCCCGUGGGGUCAAAAUGAUCACAAGAACGGUGAGCAAAAAUCCCAGAACCACACGGGGGGACCUAGUGAAUGACCUGCAGAGAGCUGGGACCAAAGUAACAAAGCCUACCAUCAGUAACACACUACGCCGCCAGGGACUCAAAUCCUGCAGUGCCAGACGUGUCCCCCUGCUUAAGCCAGUACAUGUCCAGGCCCGUCUGAAGUUUGCUAGAGUGCAUUUGGAUGAUCCAGAAGAGGAUUGGGAGAAUGUCAUAUGGUCAGAUGAAACCAAAAUUGAACUUUUUGGUAAAAACUAAACUCGUUGUGUUUGGAGGACAAAGAAUGCUGAGUUGCAUCCAAAGAACACCAUACCUACUGUGAAGCAUGGGGGUGGAAACAUCAUGCUUUGGUGCUGUUUUUCUGCAAAGGGACCAGGACGACUGAUCCGUGUAAAGGAAAGAAUGAAUGGGGCCAUGUAUCGUGAGAUUUUGAGUGAAAACCUCCUUCCAUCAGCAAGGGCAUUGUAGAUGAAACGUGGCUGGGUCUUUCAGCAUGACAAUGAUCCCAAGCACACCGCCCGGGCAACGAAGGAGUGGCUUCGUAAGAAGCAUUUCAAGGUCCUGGAGUGGCCUAGCCAGUCUCCAGAUCUCAACCUCAUAGAAAAUCUUUGGAGGGAGUUGAAAGUCUGUGUUGCCCAGCGACAGCCCCAAAACAUCACUGCUCUAGAGGAGAUCUGCAUGGAGGAAUGGGCCAAAAUACCAGCAACAGUGUGUGAAAACCUUAUGAAGACUUACAGAAAACGUUUGACCUGUGUCAUUGCCAACAAAGGGUAUAUAACAAAGUAUUGAGAAACUUUUGUUAUUGACCAAAUACUUAUUUUCCACCAUAAUUUGCAAAUAAAUUCAUUAAAAAUUCUACAAUGUGAUUUUCUGGAUAUUUUUUUCUCAUUUUGUCUGUCAUAGUUGACGUGUACCUAUGAUGAAAAUUACAGGCCUCUCUCAUCUUUUUAAGUUGGAGAACUUGCACAAUUGGUGGCUGACUAAAUACUUUUUCCCCCACUGUAUGUGCAAAUAGCCAUCAUCAAAACUGAGGCAGCAGACUUAGUAUUUGUGUCAUUCUCAAAACCUUUGUCCACGACUGUAUAUAGAGAUGGCCUAUCCAUGAACUGUUAGCCAUCAUAUUAUUUGUCUUAUUGUGUCACACAAGUGUCAUAUAUCAAAUGUUAUGUUAUGUUACGAUGCACCACAGUGAUAGCUAGCUAAGGUCAUGGUUAGUUGUUUUGAACCCUACAGCUAUAUUUAGUUUGCUGCUUGUGCUAUUCCCGGAAGGUGUGUUGACUGAUGUUGAGUGCCCAAUUGUCUAGUGUCUGAGAGGCUUGGGAAUAGGAGUUGUGACACUCGGACAAUAGUAGCUAUUAAUAACACAGACAGACCGACAGACUGACGGCCUUCUCUCUUUCAGCUGACUUUGGCUUCGCACGAUACCUCCAGAGCAACAUGAUGGCUGCCACGCUGUGUGGCUCCCCCAUGUACAUGGUGAGUGGGUGUGAGUGGGCGUGUGAGCAUGUGUGUGUUAGUGUUCAUUGUGUGUGUAAGGGUGUCGUGUCUGCAGUCUCUUGUCCUCCUGUGACAACAGCACCGCUUACUCAGCAACUUGCAACUGGAACGGUCCUUUCGGAGCUUGACCUCUAACCUCUGUCCUCUAACCAGGCCCCGGAAGUGAUCAUGUCUCAGAACUAUGACGCCAAGGCAGACCUUUGGAGCAUUGGGACGGUCGUCUACCAGUGUCUCGUGGGGAAGCCCCCUUUCCAGGUAGGAUGGAGAGAGAGAGAGCAGCAUUAAACUGUGUGGGAAAAAAUACCAUAUGCCUCUGCAAGAGAAAAAUGUCACCCAUGGUGUGUGUUUAUAGAAGUAGUAUACAAACCCCCUGUCACUCUGUUCUCUCUGUCUCUCACUCUCUCUCUCUCUCUGUCUUUAGGCCAACAGUCCGCAGGACCUGAGGAUGUUCUAUGAGAAGAACAAGUCGCUGCUGCCCAUGUAGGUCAACAGAUGAUAGGAUUUAGGAAUUACUAGCUAUCUGAUCGAGUCCUUUAGGGCUGAAAAGUCAUGUUUUUAACUAGAAUGUAUGUCUGUUCCUCUAUUACUUAGCAUCCCGAGGGAGACGUCUCCUCCCCUUGGCAACCUGUUGCUUGGCCUGCUGCAGAGGAACCAGAAGGACAGGAUGGACUUCGGUCAGUUCUGACUUCACUUCCCUUCUAGAAAGGAAAUGAUUUAAAACGUAAUGUUUGUUAUCCAUAAAUUGGAUGUUACUUCUCUAACAUUAACACUUCUGUCUUGUUUCUGCUUCAGAUGCGUUUUUCAGCCAUCCUUUCUUAGAUCCAGCUUCUGCCAUCAAAAAAUGUGAGUAGAUAGAACUUCCUUCAUCAAUAACAGGGGGAAAUACAUGUGGUAUCAGAGCUGUAUUGUGAGAUGACAUUGAUGUUGAGAGCACUUAGGUCUUGUGUGAAAACAUGUAUUUGUAUGUUUUUUCUCCAGCAUGUCCUGUUCCAGUACCCAACUGCCCUAGCGCUGUAACCGACAUCACCUGUGGCAGCUCGCCCUCUGUUCGCUACAACUCUCCUGCCGUAAGUUCAUCCUGACUGCCUAUACACCUCAUAGUUGCAUUCCACACCAAGUGGGUUUAUCCGUACCUCAAGGCAUAGCACCACACCUCAACACUCAGCACUUAAGAAUCCAGACUUUGUACAGUAGCUCAGUGGGAAAACGGACAAACUGAGUUUCCCAAGGAUGUACUUUUUUUCUCUGUCCACUGUGAUUGAAUUAUUCUGGCAGUCUACAUAGCCCAGUCUGGCUCUAAUUGAAUUGUACAGCCAAGCCCUCUCUCUCACUGAGAUUUAAUCCUCUCGCUUUCUUUCUCUUGCCCUACCCUCCUAACACAUAUACACACACACACACAUAAACACACCUUUUGCUCACUACAACACACACAUACCCCUUCCCUUCUCCAGUCUCUCCCAGACAUGCAGACGUUACCUGAGGACUGUCUGUCGUCACCACCCCUGGGCCCUCCCAACUACCUGCAGCUGUCUAAGGAGUCUGGAGGAAGCACCAGCAGCAAGAACUCCUCCAGCGACACGGACGACUUUGUCCUGGUGCCACACCUUUCCACAGAGUCUUGUGAGUCUUCAGGAACGCACACACUCACACAAACACUUGCUACUCCUUAUUACACUAAUUAGGACUACUGACAACACUACAUAUACAUUGAGCACCUACUUACACUCCUCUUAGAAUAAGCACCUGCUAUAAAACACACACACUGAGCACCUACUCACACUUGACACACACAGUUGACCAAAUAGACACACAUUUUGAGUGGCAGUAUGGGUAGUCAGUUAAUUCAGUAAUGUGCCAUGGUUUCUACUCUUGUCUGGUUGGCUCACUUCCCUCUUCCUCAGAUGACCAGCCAAUGGGAGCAGUGGGGCAUCGGUCGUCCGGA
This is a messenger RNA of Coregonus sp. 'balchen', 11406 nucleotides long. NCBI's taxonomy places the organism in Eukaryota, Metazoa, Chordata, Actinopteri, Salmoniformes, Salmonidae. The record is from the annotation of a GenBank genome assembly.